Messenger RNA from Dicrocoelium dendriticum, 1443 nucleotides. Lineage: Eukaryota; Metazoa; Platyhelminthes; Trematoda; Plagiorchiida; Dicrocoeliidae. The record is from the annotation of a GenBank genome assembly.
AUGCCGCACGUUAACAGCUCUAAGAGUCUAUUGAAGGCCCGUCAUACUAUUUGGACACGGAAGAGCUUGGAACGCCGGACCGAAGUCAGCAGAUCUCUGCUUCGCCCAUACUUGAUAUGUUUCUCUCUUUGGCUAUCUGAAGAUUGGGAUGUAGAUGCUCACCUCAUCAUUUUCCUUCGUAGAGCUGUUUUGGCUCUUCAUAACGAUGUUGAUACAGGCCUGAACCUGUUAUCAAUUUGCGCCAGUUGCGCCAGGCAGAACACACUCCUUGUAGUUGCUGUGGCCUAUUACUAUACAACUGUCGGACACAACGCUCGCGCGCAAGGUUUACUGCGUUUGGCGAAGAAAAAUGCUUCUGAUGUCAACUCCGUAUUCCUAUGCAAGGCAGAACACGUGUUGUGCUCCGGCGGUGAUGUGAGACAUUUACUUGGGAAGUUUUAUUAUGAACCACCAUUUCCUGAUAAAUCAGUGUCGCCUGGGAACUUGGAGUAUUCAAAUUUGGGUGUUUCUGAAGCAGGUUUUAAGGUCCCAGCACCUCCUGGACCGACGGAAUAUGCACCUCGUUCAACUCUACAUCACGGUUUAAAUCGCUUAUCGGAAGUAUCUCCGAUUUCGCGUAUAUCUUGUCCGCAGGCGCAUACUACAUCGGAAGGCAGUGAAUGUUACCAAUUUACAAAUGCCUUGCUUGUUCCCAGGCGACGCUCAGCGCCUCCGGAGGAAAUGGCCUCCCUGCACACUUCGCUCCACCCAACAAAAGAAUUUCCCCCUGCUACCCAGCUUGCGGACAUGUCUAUCAGCAGAGCCGCCGUGGAAUAUUCACCCGGCCAUCUUGCUCGUCCAGGGCAUUCUGGCUCCGAGUUCUCCUACACUGAUCAUCUAGUUAGCCCAAAAUCCAAUGAGCUUCAAUCCGAGCUGCUCCCAUGCGACGUUAACCAUAUGGCAGAUGCUCGUUAUUCACCUCUUACCAGACAACCGCUGCGGUCAAUCCAACUUGAUAUGCUGCCGGAAGCCCAACCUCCUCUGGCACUGAGCAAAAGUUCACUGUACUCGUAUCAGGAUACCAAGCAGUCACAAAACCAGCCAGCAGAUAAACGUCUUACGAUGGCACUGUGCCCCUUACAAGAGCCCCAAUCCCAUCGGAUACAACGCUGCUCCUCAAUCACUACCCCGAAACCCCAUUGGGAGCUACCUCCCAGCUUAAAUGAGAACCUCAAUCGAUGCGUGUGCAUCAACAAAAACCCCUACUGGCUACUUGACAUCAUCGGUCGCGGAGGUUCUUCAGUGGUGUACUCUGCUUUGGAUUCAAAUCGAAAUCUGUGGGCCAUUAAAGACGUUCUCUUGGAUGGAGCCAGCCCAGACUUACUGAACUCAUACCUCAAUGAGAUCGUCAUGCUCUCAUCGUUGAAGGACAGUGGUCGAGUUAUUCGUCUGCAUGAUCAGUGA